Messenger RNA from Peniophora sp. CBMAI 1063, 1512 nucleotides. Lineage: Eukaryota; Fungi; Basidiomycota; Agaricomycetes; Russulales; Peniophoraceae. The record is from the annotation of a GenBank genome assembly.
AUGCGCAAGGACUACGAGGGCACCCACUUGGAUCUUGGCUUCAUAAAGGCCUCGCAUAUCUGCCGUCAGUGGAGACGGAUCCUCCUGUCGCUGCCGUCCCUCUGGUCGCGCCAUGUGUUCACUUUCCCUCAACCCGUUGCCGUACAUGCCAUCCUCGAGCGUACGAGAGCGGCACCGCUUCGCAUGGACAGGCUCUAUCUGCGCCCGCAAUCUUUCGAGCUCCUGCAUGAGGUUUUACCUCGCACGGCGACCCUGGACCUCUCGACCCAGCGCUCCGCCUUAACUCUCGACGCAUUCACCGACGUCGUGCGCAGCCUAUGCACCGAACCCGUACCGCAGCUCACGCAUGCGAAAAUCGUCUAUGAGCCGCUGAACGGCGCUCUGCUGUUCAACAGCGGUGCGAGCAGUCAGCCGCCGAUGUCCGCCCCGCGCCUACAACACCUCACCCUCAUCAAUACCUUCUUCCCGUUUGAGCUACCUUCGCUCACACACCUUAAACUCUCCUGGCAGCCCAAACCAGACGCGCGCCUACCGGCGGCAACUCUUCUUGCCGGCUUGCGCGCUUCGCCACAGCUGCGAAGCGUGGAACUGUCCCAUACAUUGAGCGAUGGCCUAUUGGACGAGUCGCUCGCGACGGCGCCGCGCAUCGUGUUGCCGCAUCUCACGCACCUUGCUGUCAAAGACGAAGCUCAGCUCGUGUUCGCGCUCGCAGGCCUUAUCGUCGGUUCUCCGGAGCUGCACUUCGAGGCGGAGCUCGUCGACGAUUCUCUAGGAGGGACUGCCGCCCUCGAAGGCCUCUCGCACCAGUUCCGCCGUAUUCUCGCGUACGGCCAGAAUACUGCGCUGUCCUUAUCGCACGCCGACUACUUCCUGAAGCUCAAGUUCUUACCCAUCCCUCCCGAGACGCCAACUCACGCCGCACACGCCACAAGCCCGCCGCUGGGCGGUAUACAAUGGCAGACUCGGCCCGUGGGACCCGGGCUCGUCGCGACCUUCGCUGGACGGGCGUGGGACCAGUUUGCGGACGGAGAGCCGGGGACAGUCUUCCGCCGCCUGCUGCGGGGCUCGGUGCGCGACCUCCGCGCCCACGCGCGACAAGUCCGCGCCCUCGAGCUCCUGCCCCGAGCGAGCGCGGAGCCUUCUUCGACCGAGUGGUCGGAGUGCCUUUCCUCCUUCGACUCGCUGCGCUCUUUGGCAUGCGCGCCCACCGAAGAAUUGAUGGGCACACUGGCCGACGCCGAACCCGAAGUAUUCUUGCCAAGGCUGGCGUAUCUUGCGGUGAACGUCGGUGAGGUUAUCCCCGGCCUUCAGGCUGCCCGACGCGCUCGAGCCCAGGCCGAAGAGGUCCGAGUACUGCGCGCGGUCGAGGCGCGCGCUGAGGCGGGGUAUCCGGUGAAACGUGUUCGCGUCGAAGGCGAGAUGGACGGCCAUGUGCUGGAGUCGCUGCUUGUGCGGUUGCAGGUUGACGUACCUUGUGUCGAGCAUAUCAGUAACGCCAUCGGACAGGCAUAG